This is a messenger RNA of Ostertagia ostertagi, 510 nucleotides long. The record is from the annotation of a GenBank genome assembly. NCBI's taxonomy places the organism in Eukaryota, Metazoa, Nematoda, Chromadorea, Rhabditida, Trichostrongylidae.
GUGAAAUCGGUGCUGCCAGGAGGCUUGGCGGCUGAAGAUGGAGUUCUGCAACCAGGUGAUGUGCUGGUAAGAGUGAAUGGCGAAUUAUUGCUUGGAGCAUCUCAGUCGGAUGCCUGUCGAAUUUUCGUCAACAUCCCUGUUGGCGAUCCGGUUGCCAUACAAGUGUGUCGCGGUUAUCCGCUCAUGUUGGACCCGUCGAAUAGGAUAAUCACCGAAAACGUUUAUCAAACGGGUGGCAGAAGUCGGGAUUUACACGAAAUCGAAAUCAUCAAAGGAUCGGAAGGAUUCGGGUUCACAAUCGCUGACAGUGCUACGGUACGGUCAACGAGUGAAAAAGAUCCUGUAUCCGGAACAAUGUGCGAACCUUCUCGAGGUGAUACAAUCGUUGAGCUGGAUGGGCGAAAUGUUCGAGCUGUACCUCAUACACAACUUGUCGAUCAUGCUCAGGGAAUGCCCGGUAGCCAUCGAGGUCGACUGGUGGUCAGGCGCAGUUCACCGAAACACAGGUGA